Molecule: messenger RNA, 9242 nt
Organism: Aplysia californica (California sea hare)
Lineage: Eukaryota; Metazoa; Mollusca; Gastropoda; Aplysiida; Aplysiidae
Product: kinesin-like protein KIF20B
Exons: 35
Coding region: 143-7162 (2339 amino acids)
Biological process (GO): microtubule-based movement; mitotic spindle assembly
Cellular component (GO): nucleus; spindle microtubule
Molecular function (GO): plus-end-directed microtubule motor activity; microtubule binding; ATP binding
Source: RefSeq, a predicted model, not a curated record
CAUUGAUUGGUUGGAUUUCCGAUUUCAAAAUGUCCCCGCGACUGUUGGGUAGUGCGUAAUGAAAGUGCUUAUCGCUGAUAAUAUUUUGUAAAGAAGGAACAACAUGAACCGAUAAUUUUCGCGAUAAUUUAAAAUCAAGAAGAUGGAUUCUGCUCGAGGGAGUAAUUGUGGAAAACGAAGCUUUAUGGAACUUCAAACCACUGGGCGUAGAAAGCCAGACAGUACUGAGGAUGAAGGCAUUCUGCCGGUCAAGAAAAAGCUCAAGACAAAACUUGUGGACCUCUUCAACAGGGCUUCAUUAUGCCUCAUGAAUCCAGAGGAUCGCAUGAAUGUGUAUCUGAGGGUCAAACCUUUUACCAAAGAUGAAGAUUCGAGCCAGCAAUGCUUGGAGGUGGAACCUGAUGGACAAGCUGUUGUUGCCACAGCCCCGGCAACUAGCCACUCAUAUAAGAGUAUGAAGCGGGGACUGACCAAAGCGUCUCAUAGGUUUACAUUCUCCAAAAUUUUUGGUGCAGACACAAGCCAAAAAGAAUUCUUCAAUGAAACCAUGCUGGGCAUGACAAAGGACUUUAUUAGUGGACAGAAUUCACUGGUGUUUUCUUAUGGAGUAACAUCUUCUGGAAAGACGUACACCAUUCAAGGCAACCCAGAGGAUGCAGGUAUCUUGCCUCGGUGCUUGGAUGUGAUAUUUAACUCUAUCAAUGGAAAGCAGAUGCUUGACAGCACACUGAAACCGUGCAUGUUUACAGAUGUUAUUCGAUUAAGUCCUGAGGAAGUGCAAGCUGAGAAGAAAAUGAAGCAGAAAACACUUAGAAUGAGCGUUGAUGACGACACGACAGUCAUGGCUCUGUUGGGAGAUGACAUGGAGUCUGUUCUCAGUGACACUACGACCAGUUCUACUGGCACUCCAGAAGACCCUCUGCUGGAUGUUGAAAACCGAGAACGAGAGGAAUUGAAAGUUGAUGUUGAAGACCAGGGAAAAAUCCGGUUCAGUGUAUGGGUCAGUUUUGCUGAAAUCUAUAAUGAGCAAGUGUUUGACCUGUUGGAGCCCAUGCCUCGGAAGAAGAAUGCACGCCGACAGGUUCUCAGAGUCAGUGAUGACAGAAAUGGAAAUCCAUACAUAAAGGGUUUGAAAGAAAUCCAUGUUGAGUCUGCUGAUGAGGCAUACCGGCUGCUUAUUAUUGGACAACGCAAUCUUCAGACAGCAUCAACUCGACUCAACCACUGCUCCUCAAGAAGUCACUGUAUAUUCAAUAUAAAGAUUGUGCGGGUUGCUGACAAGGAUGAUCCCCAUAUUGCCAGGGUCAGCAUGUUGUCCUUGUGUGACUUGGCUGGAUCUGAACGCUACUCUAAAACACAAGCGAGUGGUGACCGACUGAAAGAGGCUGGAAAUAUCAACACAUCUUUGAUGACUCUUGGUCGAUGCAUUGAAACCCUGAGACAAAACCAAAUGCACAAAGAUCAACACACACAGAAAAUGGUACCCUUCAGAGAUAGCAAGCUCACCAGGUUACUGCAAAAUUUCUUCAACGGUAGUGGCCGGGCAGCGAUGAUUGUCAAUGUCAGUCAAUGUUUGAGCAUGUUUGAUGACACUCUGCAUGUGUUCAAGUUCUCCGCGAUUGCAAAACAAGUCAAGCACAUUGAGAAACCGCCAAAACCCCCGAAACCGACCAAGAAAGCUGCCCUUCAAACGGCCCAACGAGCUUCCAUUGCUUGGGAAACUAAAGAAAUGUUGGAGUAUGAUCAUGACCUGGAAGAUGACAUUGUUGAAGAGGACGAGAGCGAGGCGUGUGAUGAUGGUGACGACUCAGAGCCUCAAAUGACUCUUCCGCAGAUGAAAUCUUACAUCAAGAAACUUGAAGCCAACAAUAAACGACUCGGGCAGAUUGUCAUGGAGGAAAUUGAAAAUUCAAGUAACGUUGAGUCCCGAGUCAGAGAAGAAGUGUCAAAAGCAAUGAUGCAGCAAGUUGUGGAAAUUGAAGAGACAUACAGUGCGUUGUUGAAGGAGUCAAGUGAAGAGUCUCAAGAAAUAUCGGAUGAAAGAGUGCGUGCCGUCAUGGAAGUUUAUGAGAAGAGACUGGAAAGAAUUCAACGGAAGGUUGAUGAGGACGAUGAAUGGGUGUCCAGCUUAUUGCUCCACCAGGAAGAGAUGAAAGUUAAGGAAAGAGAUGAAAAGAUUGCUGACCUAGAAAAACAGAUCGAUGAAUUGAAAACAUGUAAGGAGGAAGAUGCAAAACAGGGUGUGAAUGACUCAGUUGAUAUUGGCAACUCUGUGCUGGUUGAGACAUUAACGAAGCGUCUUGAAGAUGCCUCAGAGGCUUGCAAAGACAAGGAUGGUAAAAUUGAAGAACUGGAGUCUUUGCUCACUGAAGCUGGCGAGGUGUACAACCGUCACAUGGAGGAAAUUGCUGAGCUAAAGAAAACUCUUGGCAAGGAAAAGAAAAGAGAGGCUGAACAGGAAAAGAAUUCUGGAGCCUUGAAAGAGCAGUUGGAAGAGACCAAGGCAAAGUGUGAUAGUCUUGCGCAGACACUGACAGAAAAGGAAGACUUAACCCUUGCACAAGAAGAAGAGAUCUCUCAAAGGCUGAAGAGCAAGGAUGCCACAAUUGCAUCUCUAGAAGAAGAAUGUAAAGAACUACAAGGUGAAAUUGAGAGACUCCAAGAUCAGAUGAGUCAAAUUGAUGAGCAAAGCCGUCAUAACCUGGAGAUUUCAAGUUCGUCAGGGCGAAUGUCAAAGGAAUCUGCUAAGUCUGAUGCUCCAGGUCAGAGUGAGACUGGAGAGGAACAAGGAGAAAAUGAAGAAAAAAUGAAAUGUGACGAGGCUGAAAGUGCAGAAGGAGAAAAAGAAGCUUCAGAGAGUCAGAACUGUCUUUCUGCUGAGAGUAUGAAAACAGAAAUGGAUGCCCUCCGCCUACAGAUUACAGAAUAUGAAGAAAGUGACAAAGCCUUGAAAACAGAAUUGGAUAAGCUAAAGGAGCUGACGGAAGAGCAUAAAGGGCAGACAGAGGAAUACAAGUCUCAACUGGAGGAAUCAAAGAAUGAAGUCGACAGAUGCAAAGAAUUAGAAAAUAAGUUGAAAGGGGAACUUCAGAAUAUCCGAUACCAAGUGUCUGAGCAGGAACAGAAAGAGAAUCGGCUGAAUUCUGAAAUCGAGGAACUCAAGGCAAAGGUUGAGGUGCUUUGUGAACGAGAGAAGGAAUUAGGGUUGGAAGCAGAAAAACUUCGGGAUCUCAGUUCUGAGAUAGAAAGUUUGAAGGACCUUCUCAGUCACAGUGAAAAGAAAGAGCAGGAGUUAAAUGCUGAAAUUGAGAAGCUGCAGGAACAACUACUGGAACAAAACAAAGCAAAUGAAGACUUGUCAGGAACGGUUCAGGCUUUGGGAAAUCAGAUUUCUACCAUGGAGAAAAAGAGGCCUUACUCCAGUCCUUCCAAAACAUGUAUAACUGACAUAGUCAACCAAAUCGAACAGAAAAAUACGCCUGAAAUUAAAAAAGAAGUGGACAGCAUGAUUCAAGAUGAUGAGGAUGAGGAAAUUGUGUUUAGAUCAAAACCUGAACCAAUGACACAAACUGGACUUGAACAAGAAAACACAGAUCUUGCUGUCAAACUUAAAGAGACAGAGAUGGCCAAUGCUGCACUGCGUAGUAAGCUGAAACGAGAGGAGGAAGAUUUUUUCAAACGUGAGCAAGCUCUCAUUCAUGGCUAUACUGCUGAGAUUGAAAAUUUGAAAUUGGACCUUGCAAAAUAUAAGUGUAAAGUGGAAACCGUAGGAAAAUCUAAGUCUUUUAGAGGCAAGAGAAAAGCCACAACUGCUGUAGAUGUGAGUGUGUCCUCUGCCUUCUCUGAUUCCCUUUGUGUGGACUCUGAAAAUGAAGGUACCAAUGUUGCCUCUGUAAAAGCAAAUAGUUCUGAUGGUGGUUCAGAUGAUCGGUUGAAAAUUGCUUUGAUAUCAGAAGAACUGUCAACAGUCCAACAGCAAUUCCUCUCCCUUAGCUGUGCUUACAAGCAGCUCCAGGUGCUCUCCGCAAACAAGAAGGCUCGGUUGAGUAUUGCGUCAAUCAAAGGACAGAGCAAUCAGACCAAUUCUUUCAUUCAAGAUGUCAUAUUGGGUAAUCCAAAGAAAGGGCUGAACCAAACUAGUAUAUUUGCUCCUGAGGAAAAUGUCACAGACAGUGUUUUGACAUUUGAAAAUGAAGAAUUUGCCAUAAAACUGGAAGAGGUGAUGCUGAAACUCUCACAACAAGAGCAGGAGCUCAGGAACUCUGAGGAGGCCCUUAAGAUAGAAAAGAAGGCCAGAGAGGAUGCUGAAAACAAACUGACUCAGAUUGACAACAGCAAAGAGCAGUCUGGCAGGGAGCAUCAAGAUAUGGUUAUUCAGCUGAAGGAAACUUUAGAAUUGACCUUAGCAAAUAAGAAUGAACUUGAGACUCAGGUGAAAGCAACUGAGGAGAAGCUACAAACUCUUACGGAGCAAAUGGCUGUUGGUCAGGAGGCUCUGAAGACUGCAACAGAAGAGAGGGAUCAUCUGAAGGCAUCUGUAGAAAGGUUGAAGCAAGAGAUUCUUUCCAUUGAAGAGCAAAAAAAUCAGUCACAGGAAGUGAUGAACAGCGCAGAAGAGAAAAUGGGUGCUCUUAGUAGAGAAAUAGACAACUUGGAGGUGAAGGUGACAAGUGUGACUGACCAGUUAGCUGAAGCACAAGAACAAUGUAGUCGUAAAUGCCAAGAAAAUGAAGUCAUUUUAAAAGAGAAGGGUGAACUUCAGAGUAAGCUUGAAGCAGACAGCAAGGAUCUAGCUUCAUGCCGUGAAAGAUUGCAGGAGCUCGAACUGAAGCACACCAAUGACUCGGCUGCUGUGCAAAAAAUUAUGUCUGAGAAGGAUGAGCUGCAGAAACAGUUAACCCACAAAGAAGAACAGCUUAGUUCUAGAGAGAAGGAGUUGGAAACCAAAGAAGCCCAAUUUGCCUCUGAAUUAAAUGAUUUGAAGCAACAUGCCAACAAGGAAGAAUCUAUGGCUGAAGCAAUGACUUCACUGGAAGAAGAACUUGCUAACUUCAAAACAAUGUUGCAGAACAAAGUGAAGCAGCUUGAAGAGGUUGAAGAAAGGCAGCAGGAAGAGGCAGCAGAAUUUUCCCAGAAGUUACUGGCUUUGGAAAAAGAGAAAAAAGCUGCCGAAAGGAAACUUACCGAAGCAAAGGAGAGGGAGGAAGAAUUGGAAACUAAAUGUCGAGAGCUGGAUCGAUUGAACCAGCUCGAGCAACGUCUCUAUGAGGAGCACAAAAUGUCAGCAGACAAGGAGAAGAGACAAGAAGAUAAAGUGGAAGAAAUGAAGGCAGAACUGGCAAAGAAGAAUGCAGAGCUAGAGCAGCUGUGGAAUGACAUUAAUCAGAAGAAGGAAUUACAACGCAACUUUUCAGACCUGGAGAAGAACUUGGCACACGAGAAAGAAAGUCACAAAGAAGCUCAAAAUACCAUUGAGAAAAUGGUCAAAGAUCUGAAAACUCUGAAGGCUGAAAUGUUUGAUUCUGAGGAAACCAUGAGCCAGCAAGAAUCUAUCAUUCAAACUCAGGAUGACGAACUGCGGCGUCUUCAGUCAGAAAAAGAUGCUGGUAAAGCUGAGUUGGAGAGGCUCUCUCAAACUGUGCAUCAGAAAGGAGAGGAAAUAUCCCGUCUGCAGUCACAGAUUUCCAAACUGGAAGGAGAAGUCAGCUCCAUGCAUCAGAUAGAGAAUGAAACAAAGAAAUCAGAGGAACGAGAGAAAAUGUUCCAUGAAAAACUUCAGAAAUCAAACUCUGAGAAAAGUGAACUGGAAAGUAAAGUUGACCGCCUGGAGAAAGAAAAACAGCGAUUGCAGGAUGAUGUAGACAGUAGCUCAAAACGAAUUGAAAAAGAAAAAUGGGAAGUUGAAAAACUGGAAGAAAGGAUAAGGUUAGCAGACAAAAGAAAACAUGAAUUGGAGGACGAGAUGAGGGAAAUGAAAAGUAAACAAAAAUCUUUGGAGGAGGAAGUAGAGUCUGUGAACAAGAAACGUUUGGAGGAGUUAGAAGUCAAACGACAGGUGGAAACAGAACUGAAACACUUGCUGAAAUUGGAAAAACAGGAACAAGACGACCACACAAAGUUAAAAGACAGACUUGGAGAAGAGAAUGUAAAGUUACAAAAGGAAAACAUUCAGUUGAAGACAGACAUUGAAAAGAAGAACGAGGAGCUUGAGAAGUUAAAAAAGUCCAUUGAGGAGAAAACUGAAUCUGUACAGAAUCUUGAGAAGGAGCUUCAGAAGCAGGAGCGAACAAACAAAAGAAACAGAGAGGAAAUAGAGAAUUGGAAAAAGGAGCGUGAUUCAUGUGUGAGUAAACUGGAGCAGCUCAUCAGGAAGGGACAGCAGGACAACAAACAGCUGAGUCAGGAGGUUGAGCAAUUGAAGAAAGACAACGCUGACUUGGCCAAAAAUGUGAACAAUAUAACAAAUGCUAAAGACUCUGUGAUAGCUGAACUGAGGAAGUCCAACAAUACUCUUUCCAUCCAGCUUGCUCAAGUUCAGGGAAUAUCUCCCCCACCAAUGAUGGCUUCUCCUGAUACUGGCUAUCCCAAUCGUUUAGAGUUUGUGGAAGAAGAGGACAAAACAUCCUAUGUAGAAGUUGAUGCCACACCACCAGUUGCACUGAAGAAAUCUCGAAAGAGAAUGAACAAUGUUAAGCAAACAGUUGCCUCUUCAUCGGUGGAUCCUGAGACGCACAGUGGCACACCUCGCAAGUCCCUCCGCCCAAUUGAGGAGAAAAAUGAGGGUGAAGACAGCCCGCGUGGCUCUCUGUGCAUUAGCCCAUCCCGCAGCCCCAGUAAGAUUCCUGGCAAGGUGGCAAAGUUAGCUUCUGACGUUCUUGUUGGAAUGUCACCUCUUACCCGCUCAGGUGAAAAUAUAAGGAUUAUGCAAAAAAAUAAUUAUAAGUUGGAUACUUGGCUUUUUCGAAGACUCAAAACACAAAGCUUGAAAGCAAAAAAGAGUGAAGCAGAAGGCAAAACAAAAAAGAAGAAGACAAGCAUUCAAGCUCCUUUUGAGCCGGCUUCAUAUGUUGUGCCAGAUGAAUCUCAAAAUGAAAAUCUACAACCCUACUCGACUCGUCGAUCCUCUCGAUUGAGGAACAGAAAUAAGCAUUCGGUUGUGUGAGUGAUUUUUGAGUGUGCAGUCAGCUGUGUGAAUGGAGUACAUUUUUAUCCAAAGUUAAAUAUCAACUUCCUUUCAUUUGUAUAUGUACAAACAGCAAAUUUAUCACCAGCUACAAAAGAAACCCUUGAUAUGACAUAUAUAGAUGUUCUGUAAUGCUUUUUUUCUUAGGGUUUGGAAUAAUUUUAUUCUGUAUAUUUUUAUCUUAACUAUUGUGAACACUGCAGUGCCCUAUUAUUUGUGGCAGCAAAUAGUAUAAAUACUUUUAAUGACAAUCUAUACUCUCGUCAUCGUCGUUGAUUGCUCCAUAAUGUUGAAAAGCAUGAUGUUGGUCUUUGUAUUUUAUUUUGAUCCUUUGCCAAUUUACAGCAUCUAUCUAAUAUUGCUCCUAUUUAUAAUAUUCCUCCCUAUUUUUUAGCUGCCCCUUGACUCUCCUCUUACAGUCUUAGCUGGUCCCAUCUUCUUUCCUCUCCCCUUUGUAGUUUGCCCUUUCUACUUCUUUUUAGUGUUGCUAUUGUCCUAAUCUUUUUCAUAGAAAUUGUGGCUGUUGUUGUGUAGACUUAAUGCAUACCACAACUCAACUACUUACCUCAAGUAUAUUAUCUCUUUCCGGUGUGUCUUAUGGCUACGCUCUCAGUUUUCCUCCCCCACCCCCAUUUUAAAAAUAACUGUUCAUUCAAUCAGGCCUGUUUAUUGUUCAUCAUCAUAUCUCUGCCUCAAAUAUUCUCCUGCUCUGGUGUGGUUUGCUUCUCCUUUCCUAUGAAACAUCUAUCGUCCUUAUCUCCCAUUCUUCUUUUUUGUGUUUGUUACGCUCUUGUAACACCUCUAAUCUUCUGGCGCUCAUAUCACCUUAUGCAGUUGCAAGCGCCGUUAAAACCUCUGCUAAAACUAAAACAUUCUCCCUAGUUUCAUACACAUUCUCCCAUAACCACUGCUCAGCCUUUUUCAUACAUGUUAGCCUCCAUGUUUGACGUACUCACAUUUAACUGGAUACAGCACUUGUACCAGCAGUGAAUAAAGUUUUGCCUUUUUUCUGUGCUUUAGCUAGUAGUAUUAAUAUUGGGUUAGGAUUGCUUGACUCUAGCAGCCAGUUUGUUCCUCCAUUUUCAUUUGUUAUUAAUUUUCUGAAGCAGGUUACGUUUUGUAUUUCAGUCUGAUUCGCAUCUUUGUUAUAUUUAUCUUUUUUUACAUCCUUCAGAUAGCCAUUAAAAAAAAAAUAUUUUAAAAAAUCAUAGUCUCAAAGCACAUACUAAAAUAUCAAAUAUAUCAAAUUUGAUCAGUUUUUUUCGCCCCCUAGGCAAAUAAUGCCAGAUAAUGUUACAAAGCACUCCAUAGGAAAAUAAAUGGUUAGAAGAAGGUCUCACACUUUUCUCCUCUUUUUAAAAAAUGAAAUUUUUCUUCCUUUGUGAGAUCAAUUUUUGAAAUUUUACCUGUUCAGCUGUAAUGGACACCAAUUCAAUGUGAUUAGGAAUAUUUCAGCAGAAAUAUUGAUUGUUGAUUGCAUGUUGAUAUAUAUAAAUAUAAAUAUCAAGAGGUAAAAGACAGUACCCGUGGUGGUGGCUUGGACCUGAAGUAGACUUAGAAUCUCAGGUUAAUACAUUAGGGGAUAUUUAGCUUUAGCCAGUGGAAUUUUGGUUGCAUUGUACUUUUUCUUUUAGAAUCUUCAUAUAUCGUUUGUUUGUUUUCGUUUUAUUUUAAUCAAAGAUUUGUGACCUGGCCAAUCUCUGCAUUUGGCAUUAGUGCCAAAGUUUAGCACAGAUUCAAUCGCCUCGAAUUCUCAAUUUUGGAUCAAAUUUUACUUUGUCAUGUAGCUAGUGGAUAAUUAUUGUUUGUAGGCUUUUAAAUGAGUCAUUAUUUACUGAGCAAUGUCUGGUCUAAAGAAGUCUAUGAAACAAUGCUAUUUCACUCUAUUUCUCUGUACUUUUCUUUAGUCUUCCCUUCAGAAAUUCUGAUAAAUUGUGUAUUUUUUACUGACACUAUAAUAUUUUUUUGCUUUUAAACGUCUAUUGCUGUAAAUGUAUUUUUGGGCACCUUCGGUCUUGUACAAAGAUAUGAUUUGUAAUUAAACGGUUACUUCAUCAUA